Molecule: messenger RNA, 1044 nt
Organism: Arabis nemorensis
Lineage: Eukaryota; Viridiplantae; Streptophyta; Magnoliopsida; Brassicales; Brassicaceae
Source: the annotation of a GenBank genome assembly
AUGGCUGCGAGCGAUGAAGUUAAUCUUAUCGAGAGCAGAACAGUGGUUCCUCUCAAUACAUGGGUUCUAAUCUCCAACUUUAAAUUAGCCUACAAUCUCCUUCGUCGACCCGAUGGAACCUUUAACCGACACUUAGCUGAGUUUCUAGACCGUAAAGUCAGUGCAAACGCUAAUCCGGUUGAUGGGGUUUUCUCAUUCGAUGUUCUGAUCGAUCGAAGGAUCAAUCUUCUAAGCAGAGUCUAUAGACCAGCUUAUGCAGAUCAAGAGCAACCUCCUAGUGUUUUAGAUCUUGAGAAGCCUGUUGAUGGGGAGAUUGUCCCUGUUAUAUUGUUCUUCCAUGGAGGUAGCUUUGCUCAUUCUUCUGCAAACAGUGCGAUCUACGAUACUCUUUGUCGCAGGGUUGUUGGUUUGUGCAAAUGUGUUGUUGUCUCUGUGAAUUAUCGGCGUGCACCCGAGAAUCCUUACCCUUGUGCUUAUGAUGAUGGUUGGAUUGCUCUUAAUUGGGUUAACUCAAGAUCUUGGCUUAAAUCCAAGAAAGACUCAAAGGUUCAUAUUUUCUUGGCGGGUGAUAGCUCGGGAGGUAAUAUCGCGCAUAAUGUGGCUUUAAAAGCAGGUGAAUCGGGGAUCAAUGUUUUGGGAAACAUUCUGCUGAAUCCUAUGUUUGGUGGGAACAAAAGAACAGAAUCUGAGAAACGUUUGGAUGGGAAAUACUUUGUGACGGUUAGAGACCGAGAUUGGUAUUGGAAAGCUUUUUUACCUGAGGGAGAAGAUAGAGAGCAUCAUGCGUGUAAUCCGUUUAGUCCAAGAGCGAAAAGCUUAGAAGGGUUGAGUUUUCCGAAGAGUCUGGUGGUUGUCGCGGGUUUGGAUUUGAUUCAAGAUUGGCAGUUGGCUUACGCGGAAGGACUCAAGAAAGCGGGUCAAGAAGUUAAGCUUAUGCAUUUAGAGAAAGCUACCGUCGGGUUUUACCUCUUGCCUAAUAACAAUCAUUUCCAUAACGUUAUGGAUGAGAUUUCUGCGUUUGUAAACGCAGAAUCUUGCGGUUAG